AUGUUCAAAAACGAAAAGGGAAAGCGCACCUCCUCCAGUUACAAAGUCUCCGUAAUCGGAUGUUCUGGUCCAGUCGCUUCCAACUCCAAUCAACUGGGUGGCGACAGCGAUCUCGUAGGAAUAGGCAAGUCCUCCUUUUGCGCGCGCUUCAUGUACCCAGACCAGGAUGAGUACUCGCAAAUGGACAAGCGCUCGAUCAUCUCCAGCGUCGAUUUCGCAUCCGGCCUGAUCAACUACCAUCACACGCUCUGGUGGGGCACCACAACAGUGGAACCCGACGAAAAGACAGAACUCAGCUUUUCGCUCCUCGAGCAGACCGUUUUCGUCGACGAUUCCAGCCUCAAAGUGUUCGACGCCGACAAGCUCAAGAAGGAGCCGUACGAGAAGCGUUGCGCUAUCGAGGUUUUCAAGAACUGGCGCCAAAAGAAGUUCAAAGGCUUUGCGAAUUUUCACGACACACCGGAGCACGAGAACGACAAGAUGCCAGACAAAUUCAAGAUCGACGCCUUUCUGCUUCUGAUCGACGUCAGCAAGGAGCGGCACGACAAGCAGCCGAUCGAGAAUCAGCUGGUCAUUGUCGAGAAAAUUCUUAAGAACAUGAAGGAUAUCAAGAAGACGCCCGUGGUUGUUGCGUUGACCAAAUAUGACAAAGUAGCGGAGAGCCCCAGACUGGAAGACGACAUCAGCGGCAAAGUCAAGAACUUUUUCAAGCGGCCCGAAAUCGAAAAGAAACUCCUAAAGCAGCGAGAAGUGCCGAUUAUUGAGACCUCGGCGGACGAGAACGUGAACAUUUCGGAGACGUUUCAAGUGAUUGCCUCCCUUGUUGACAAGCGGCGCAACAAUAAAGAGAGCAGAAAGUCCGUCGAAGUGAAGCCCUUUCGACAGGCGCGCGAGGAAGUGCUAAAAAACGAGGCGCGAAUCAAUGAAGAUUUCAAGGAGUUCCUCAAGGAGAAUCUGGUCCAGUACGAAACGACGUACAAGGAACUCGAGAAAAAGUUUCACCCCGACUCGAGCGCCUUCAAAACAUUCGUUAGGCUAUUCGGAACUAGCAUGGCGCGCAAGGUGUUGCGUGAGCGAGUUAAGGACCUGAAGAAUCUUUACCACGACACGAUCAUCCGCGGAUACAAGCACUAUGUCGACAUGGCUUUAGGAGAACUGAUUGCGGACUCAUUCCAGAACGCAACGCCCACGUGGGACGAAUUGAUAGAGGAGGUCAAGACGAAAAACAACUUUAACAAGUGGUUCAUCACGCUUCCCAACUACGACGCUGUGAAUGGACACAACGGCAAAAGCGGCAACGAUGGAAAGUAUUGGUACGAAGACGAACACGUGAAUCAAACGAGCGAUAUUCGAAUUCCCAUCCAUGUACUGACGGACGAAUACGCCGGCGAGCUCUUCAAAAAAGACACACUUGGGAAGAUCGAACGACUCAAAUUAGCAAAUCAUGCAUUGCGAUCAGCUUCCUCUCUCCAACUCACGGAGCAGUCUAAGUCCACAAAUUCGAUCCCAAAUCGUUUGGGAAAAUGCUCUUCCCCCUCGAUCCACUCAUCGUCGACGAACGAACAAAUGUCCGAAAACGACCUCUCUUCCAUCGGGAAGCCGGACCACACUGCUUUCAGACUUAACCCAAACAGAUGGUGCUGGAACGGCGAUAGAAACAACACCAUUAAAAUUCUGUUUCUCUCCCAAAGCCCCAUUCCGCUUCAAAAAUUCUCAGAAAGUCUUGGCACUGGCGUCGAGAUAUUUCAAUUCAACGAAUCAUUUUCCAAAAUGGACCUCAACCAACUUUACCCUCCGCAUUCGCCGAACGGAAUAAUGGCAGUGUACUCUGACGGCGAAAAUCUUCAAUUUUGCAAAAAUUGGCUCACUUCCGCGACGCUGGAAGAUGAUGCACCUCUCAAGGCGAUACCGGUAUCUUUAGUGAUGAAUCCCGACCAUGACAUGGAUCCUUACAAACGACAGCGGCACGCAAUUGACGGUAGCGAGUUCUUCAACGAGAUCAACGGUUCCUUAUCGGCGGGCUUCUUCUUCUCUCCUCCUUCAAAUCAGCAACUUCAUCUCCCCCAGAAAAUGAAAGAGUUCGUUCACGAAUUGGCCAACCUACCCUCAAUCCGGAGCUCUGUGAUGAAUGCGUCCACAAAUCAAAAGCUUCAAGAAGUAUCUGGCGGUCCGUUGAUAGACGAGUCAUCGAUUGUUCUUGGGGUCUGCGCGCCUGCACUGGAUAAGGAACCGAGUGAGAUCUUUCAGAAGUAUCUGAGUAAUCAAGCGCAGCAGCUCAACUAUGGCGUUGGAAAAUAUGGACCUAAUUGGCUUCAGAUCGAUGACAUAAUCUUCGAAUUCUUCGAAUUUGGAAGCGGCUCCUCCCUCGAGCAGCCCGAUGUCAGUCACGUUGAUGGUUUAAUUUUCUGCUUUUCAAAGCUCAACGGCCUCCAAUCGUGUGCCGAAUUUUUCUCAAGGUCUCCUGCGUCCAAAAAGCCCUUUCAACUCUUUCAGAGUACAUCAAGUCACUCGACCGAAGACAGUUUCCAGCGACUGGCGAGCGAAAAGUUUGGCGAAGUCAAGUACGAAAUCAUACGAAGCAGUCAACUCUUGUCGCCUCUUUUGACUAAAGAGCAGCAAAAUGAAGCGCGCCUUGACCGGAAAUUUGAAGAGAUCAUCAACGCAGCCAAGGCGAGCAAAAGCAUAGGACGGAUGUUCAGCGAUGGCACAGUUGAGACACUUGCCACUCCCGACAGCACAUUCAGCACGCUCGACAAAAAUUCAAACUUUGGGUCGUCUUCCAUCUCUGUGGAGUCAUCGGACGCGGCGGAAAAUGUUCGCGAUAGAGCUAUGAGGUUCAACCAGGCGCAUUUUCCAGCGACAAGGAGCAAAGUUACAGUUAACCACCAUGUCGGGAGGCUCGACCGAUCGAAAUUGGAGGGACUGGAUGCGAAACUCGCCGAUGUUUAUUCCGAAAAGCGGCGAGUGUCGAUGCCGACUUCGAUGAUCGGCGACUUUCUUUCCCCGUCCAUUGCAUCUUCCUUAUCAUCAUCCGUCACCAGAGUUUCUGAUCAAGGGCUAGAGAACGGAAAAACCACUGGCAAGAAAGUCAAGAAGCGCCGUUCAAAGGCAAACGAUUUAAAUACGUCUUUGAAAGACUCAGAUACUGAAUCUCUUCACGAUAUGUCAACCAGUGUAGCUGCUAUUUCAAACAAGCAAGAAAAUUCUUCAAUUUUAUCCCAACUCGACACUCACCAUUCCAAAAAUUCAAAAUCCCGACCUCGAUUCACCACGCCGAAACCGAUCCGAGAAUUUCUCGGGAUGGAGAAAUCCCAGAGUAACAGCUCGACAGCAAAAGGAGUUUCUCCAUUUACGCCGAACCCGCUGCAUCACGGUGGAUACAGCGAUCGCUUCUUUCGUAGAGAACUUGGGGAUGAAGGCACAUUCGAGAAUCUCGAGGGACCGGAUGCUCUUGUGCCUGUCUUCCUUAAGGUCAUCGUAACUGCCAUUGAAAGCUCUUCACUCGACUACGAAGGACUGUAUCGGGUUCCAGCUGACAGCAAAAAACGCUCUCUUCUGCUCAAGCAUUUCGAUGAGACGUUCAAAAAUUCUUCAGAUUUCGACUUCGGUGAUCUUUCUCUGGCGCCAAAUACACUAGCUGGUUGCGUUUCGUGGUUCCUAAGUCCGAAAAAUCUACCUUCGCCCAUAAUUCCAGAGAGUCUACAGGAGGACUUGGUGAAAGCAAUAGCCCCAACCAGUGAAUCAGCGCCGCCUCCCUGGGAAAGAAUACGCAACGUCCUGCUAGAAUUACCCGUGCGUGAAAAGGGCCUUGCUAAUUGGCAUACGCUUCGUUUUAUUUGCAGGCACCUGUACUGUGUCUCCGAGAAAUCGGAGAUCAACAAGAUGAGUUGUCGUAAUCUCGCAACCUGCUUAUGUCCAACCUUUUUCCCUCUGAAAGAUCCGAGCCAAUAUCAGUCCGAGUCAUUCUCUGGUGAUCUGAUUGAAAUUCUGAUAUGUCUGAUAGAGCACCACGAUUCCAUUUUCCGCGACGAUCCAAAACGCAUAAAACUGAUGAAGCAAGAAUAUUUGCGCAAAAAGUGA
Oikopleura dioica is the source of this 4080-nucleotide messenger RNA. Lineage: Eukaryota; Metazoa; Chordata; Appendicularia; Copelata; Oikopleuridae. The record is from the annotation of a GenBank genome assembly.